Molecule: messenger RNA, 762 nt
Organism: Mytilinidion resinicola
Lineage: Eukaryota; Fungi; Ascomycota; Dothideomycetes; Mytilinidiales; Mytilinidiaceae
Exons: 1
Source: RefSeq, a predicted model, not a curated record
UACAUGGGGGAUCCUGUGCGGAAAGCAAUUCUAUUCAAGGGCCUUGCGCGCACUACCCUCUCUUUAGCCCGCGUACCUCUACCACGGAUCGGAUCAUUCACAUUCCACGACAAUGGAACCAUAGCACUCUCAAAUCGGCCACUCACAUCCACCCUUGCUAUCAUGGAAAGCUAUGGGACUCCAAAAGCAAUCGAACCGAAUACAACAUAUGCGUCUGUCGAGCCAUACAUCUCUGACCUUCUAGCUUACCAUGAUCGCCGCUUCCUAAAUCAGCCCAAUGCCGUCCUUAGUCACGCUGAUGGCCAAAGACAGAUGGCCCAAAAGGUCUUAUUAAGGGCAAUUGGCCAUCAUUUCCUACCUCGGGACCUUCGAAAUGGACCAUAUGCGCUCCGCCUGACUGAUCUCCAUCAAAGCAACAUUUUUGUCGAUAAGUUCUGGAACAUCACGUAUCUUAUUGAUCUGGAAUGGGUGUGCUCGCUUCCGAUGGACAUGCUUGGCGCUCCGUACUGGUUGACGGGACUCGGUAUCGACCAAAUCCACGACAAGGCACUACAGACUUACGACAGUGUUUGCCAGGAGUAUGUGCGCAUUUUCAGGGAAGAAGAGGAAGCGCUACGGGGAUCGCAAUCCUCUUUACGUCUUUCGGAACUCAUGCAUUCUGCGUGGACGGAUGGAAGAUACUGGUACUAUUUGUGCUUGACGUCUCUAAAUGGCAUGUAUACAAUCUCGCCGUCUAUCGAAACAUUUUUAAGCUCCAUUUAA